UAAUCCAAUGCACGCGGGAUGUUACAUCGAAUUACCGCGGGAAAUUAUGUUAAAGCGAGCGGUGAUCAAUGUACGAUCCAAUGACAAUGCGUGUUUCGCGUGGUCGGUGGUCGCGGCUCUGCAUCCGGCUGAAAGGAAUACAAAUCGGGAAUUGUCGUAUCCGCAUUAUACGGUGUUAAAUUUGCAAGACAUUACGUUUCCGAUGACGUUGAACCAAAUUAAGAAAUUCGAACAUCUCAACGACAUCUCAAUCAACGUCUACGGUAUCAAGGAAAAAGAGAUUCUCCCGAUAUGGCUGACAUCAAGGAAGAUGGAGAAGCACGCAAAUCUAUUGUACGUGCAGGAUCCGCGUGACGACAACGCGGAGCACUUUGCGUACAUCAAAGAUCUGUCCCGUCUUGUGAGCUCGCAAAUAAACAAGAAGAAAUGCAAGAAAUACUUUUGCGACCGAUGUCUACAUUACUUCAGUUCAUCUGAAAGAUUGCAAUCACAUACAACGGACUGCGAAAAGAUGAACGAUUGCGCCAUCCGACUGCCGAGCGAAGACGACAAGUGGCUCGAAGAACCACACGAAUAA
Pogonomyrmex barbatus (red harvester ant) is the source of this 577-nucleotide messenger RNA. RefSeq lists its product as uncharacterized. Lineage: Eukaryota; Metazoa; Arthropoda; Insecta; Hymenoptera; Formicidae. The record is from RefSeq and is a predicted model, not a curated record.